AUGGUUGAACAACUUCACAACUCCACAGCGAGUGGAAACACAUCACCUGUCCCCUCAGGUCCAUAUAAUCUUUGGGAAGUCAUCAUUGUUGCUACUGUGUCUGCUGUUGCGAGCCUAAUCACUAUAGUGGGAAACGUUUUGGUGUUGCUUUCUUUCAAAGUGAACAGCCAACUGAAGACAGUGAACAACUAUUAUUUACUAAGUUUGGCUUUUGCAGACCUAAUAAUUGGAGUGUUCUCUAUGAACCUGUACACUACGUAUAUUCUGAUGGGAUACUGGUCUCUGGGAAACUUAGCAUGCGAUCUGUGGUUAGCUUUGGACUAUGUGGCAAGUAAUGCAUCAGUAAUGAACUUGUUGGUGAUCAGCUUUGAUAGGUAUUUCUCCAUUACUAGGCCACUUACCUACAGGGCAAAACGAACACCAAAGCGUGCUGGCAUUAUGAUUGGCUUGGCAUGGCUUAUAUCCUUGAUCCUAUGGGCCCCUCCUAUUUUAGGCUGGCAGUAUUUUGUGGGAGAAAGAACAGUUCCUCCAGACCAGUGCCAGAUUCAGUUCUUCUCAGAACCUGUGAUUACAUUUGGAACAGCCAUAGCAGCGUUUUACAUUCCUGUCUCCAUUAUGACUAUUUUAUACUGCAGAAUCUACAAGGAGACUGAAAAGCGUACAAAAGAUUUGGCUGAGCUGCAAGGGAUCACGUCUGCAGAUAGCCACGACAACCCAAAAACCCCAAAACAACGAUCCUGUUUUGCUUUCAACACUGACCGGAACAGACCUCACGGCUCAUGGUCUUCAUCAAACCAGAGUAACGUGGCUAAGACUACAGCUCAGUCUGAGGACAUGUUGGUGAAAUCGGAUCAGGCUACUGCUCUCAAUAGUUAUACAUCGUCUGAGGAUGAGGAGCAUCCUGUUUUGGAAGCACCAUCUCAAGAUUCUUACAAAAAUCAGGAUAAGCCAAUGAACUGUUAUAAAGAAAGCCACUUUCUUACUAAGUCCACCAAGUACUUAUCACAGAAGAAUAAGAAUUGCAUCUCGUACAAGUUCAAGCCAGUCUUGAAGAAUAUCAGCCCUCAGAAAGCCAAUAGUGAACCUGUAACACAUCUUUGCCCAUCUUCUCAACAGUUAACACUUACAUCUGCAUCUAUUUCAGCACAAUCUUUGGAUUCCAGCCUCAAAAGUCAAAUCACUAAACGGAAGAGAAUGGUUCUCAUCAAGGAGAAAAAGGCAGCUCAGACACUUAGUGCUAUUCUCCUGGCCUUUAUUCUUACCUGGACUCCAUAUAACAUCAUGGUGCUCAUCUCUACCUUCUGCUCUGAUUGCAUUCCGCUAUCCCUCUGGCACUUGGGCUACUGGCUCUGCUAUGUUAACAGCACCAUAAACCCCAUGUGUUAUGCCUUAUGCAACAAAACCUUCCAGAAGACCUUUCGAAUGUUGCUCUGCUGUAAGUGGAAGAACCCAGGAAAGCAGAAACUGCACUGGUGUGGGCAAAAUCCACCAGUCGUGAACAAACUAACACAGCAAACAGACUGA
Molecule: messenger RNA, 1524 nt
Organism: Clarias gariepinus (North African catfish)
Lineage: Eukaryota; Metazoa; Chordata; Actinopteri; Siluriformes; Clariidae
Gene: chrm5b
Product: cholinergic receptor, muscarinic 5b
Exons: 1
Coding region: 1-1524 (507 amino acids)
Biological process (GO): chemical synaptic transmission; adenylate cyclase-inhibiting G protein-coupled acetylcholine receptor signaling pathway; G protein-coupled receptor signaling pathway, coupled to cyclic nucleotide second messenger
Cellular component (GO): synapse; dendrite; plasma membrane
Molecular function (GO): G protein-coupled acetylcholine receptor activity; G protein-coupled serotonin receptor activity
Source: RefSeq, a predicted model, not a curated record